AUGAAGAUCUGGGUUGGAUAUCCAAGAACUGAUAUGAAGGAACACCGCAAGAAGAAUCGAAAAGGGAAAUGGUAUCUCGGUAGCGUGUGUUCCAGACACAUGACAUGUGACAAACAAUUAUUCAAAUCUGUCACUAAGCUCAAUGGUGGAUCAGUCACCUUUGGAGACAAAUCAAAAGGAAAUAUAAUUGGAAUAGGAAGAGUCCCCCUCAGCUCAUCAUGUGAUGUAGAUGAAUUCUACUUGGUAGAUGAAUUUGGUUACAAUCUGCUCAGCAUCAGUCAGCUAUAUGAUAGUGACUAUGAGGUACAUCGGGAAAAAGGAUAUUACAUCUCUGCCAUAAGGAGUGAUCAUGGAGGAGAGUUUGAAAGCAGGGCUUUUGAAAACUUCUGCAUUGAUCAAGGAAUUUCUCACAACUUAUCUUCCCCAAGAUCACUUCAACAAAAUGGAGUGGUAGAAUGGAAAAAUAGAACCUUGAAAGAUAUGGCAAGAACCAUGAUUGUGGAAAACGCUUUUUCACACCACUUCUGGGCAGAAGCUGUAAGCACUGCAUGUCACAUCGUUAACAGAUGUUUGAUGCGACCUAUUCUAAAAAAACUCCAUAUGAGCUAUGGAAUAGUAAAAUACCCAACAUCAGUUACUUUCAUCUAUUUGGCUGCAAAUGCUUUUUCCACAAUAAUGGAAAGGAAAACCUUGGAAUCACCUACUAUUGAACAAUCAACUCCCAUUGAAAAGGAGUCAGUCUCAGCCAUCCCAAAUGAAUGGAAAAGUGAACUUGAUGAAGCUCUCAAAGAUGACAACUGGGUCAAAGCCAUGAAAGAAGAACCUGAUCAAUUUGAAAGGGAUAAAGUAUGGAACUUAGUUCCAAAACCUUCUGAUGCAUCUAUCGUGGGAACUAAAUGGGUUUUCAGAAAUAAGCUGAAUGAAUCUGGUCAAGUAGUUCACAAAAAAGCAAGGCUAGUUACCCAAGGUUACUCACAACAAGAGGGAAUUGACUACGAUGAAACCUUUGCACCUGUGGAAAGAUUGGAAUCCAUCUGA
Messenger RNA from Nicotiana tabacum (common tobacco), 1038 nucleotides. NCBI's taxonomy places the organism in Eukaryota, Viridiplantae, Streptophyta, Magnoliopsida, Solanales, Solanaceae. The record is from RefSeq and is a predicted model, not a curated record.